CCCCCAUCCACUCCCCGCAUCCGCGGUCGCUCCCGGUCUCAGCUAAAGGCAAACCAACCAGCACCCCAGCAGCGCGCGCGCGGCAAUGGCGGACCCGGUCGAGCUCAUGCGGCGCAUCUGCCUCUGUUUCCCGCCGCGGCUGUCGCCUACGCAGCGCUCCAGAGUGCCGCCGCCACAGCCGCAAUGCCUCGGGGUCUGGGCUCGCCUCCGCUUCCCAGGCUCUGCGCUGUCGCUCCGGUGCCACGCGCUCGACGCCAGCAAGCCGUCGGCGGUCAGGGGGGAGCCGAGCGAGGAGUACGACGACGAUGAGGAGCCGUACUUUUCCGUGACAUCGUCGAGGCUGUCAGAGGUGGACUACCUCGGGGAGAGCACCAAGGGGGAUUUGAACGUGCGCAGGAGGCACCUCGACGCGCUCGGUGGGAAUGGAAAGUCAACAUUGCAUGGUCCUAUAGAGGAGAUAGCUUGGAAAGAAGCGAGACAAGCUGAAACGUUACUCAGUGACCUGGGAAUUGCAGAUCCUUUAACAGUAAGGAACUCUCCUCGUGGAAUUUUCUGCACCAGGACACUAAAUCUUCGAUCUAUCAGUGUCAUUGGCUAUGACAUGGAUUAUACAUUGAUUCAUUACAACGUGAUGGCCUGGGAAGGGCGUGCAUAUGAUUAUGGGAUGGGCAACCUGAAGAGCAUGGGUUUCCUAGUAGACGACCUUGAAUUUGAUCCUGACCUGGUUAUUAGGGGUCUUAUUAUGGAUAAAGUAAAAGGAAACUUGGUAAAAGCUGACCGUUUUGGGUACAUCAAGAGGGUCAUGCACGGUACCCAAAUGUUGCCCACUCGUGCUGUGAGUGAAAUAUAUGGACGAGAGUUGGUGGACCUGCGGAAAGAAGAUACAUGGGAGUUCCUUAAUACCCUUUUCUCUGUUUCAGAAGCUGUCAUGUUCAUGCAGAUGGUUGACAAGUUGGAUCAGGGGUUGGUGCCUGCUGAACUUGGGCCACUGGAUUACAAAGGGCUGUACAAUGCUGUUUCCAAAGCACUUUUUCGAGCACAUGUAGAAGGUCAACUCAAGAGCGAAAUAAUGGCUGAGCCCGAGCGAUUUGUCGAGCCUGAUCCAGAACUGCCACUAGCUCUUCUAGAUCAAAAGGAGGCUGGAAAAAGGUUGCUUCUUAUUACUAACUCAGAUUACCACUAUACAAACAAAAUGAUGAAUCAUGCAUUCAAUCGCUUUCUUCCUAAUGAUAUGGGAUGGAGAGAUCUAUUUGAAAUGGUUAUAGUCUCCGCGAGGAAACCAGAGUUUUUCCAAAUUUCGCAUCCAUUGUACGAGGUUGUUACUGAAGAUGGUUUAUUGCGUCCCUGUUUUAAGGCAAAUUCAGGUGGCCUGUACUCUGGUGGUAGUGCUCAGAUGGUUGAGAAGUCACUAGAUAUUCAUGGGGAUGAAAUAUUAUAUGUAGGGGACCAUAUUUUUACAGAUGUGAGCCAAUCAAAGGUUCAUUUACGAUGGAGGACAGCAUUAAUAUGCCGAGAACUGGAAGAUGAGUUUGACGCACUAAUCAAAAGCCAUGCUCAGAAAGAAAAGCUUGUCACACUUAUACAACAAAAGGAAAUUGUUGGAGACCUUUUCAACCAACUUCGCCUGGCUCUGCAGAGACGCACAAAUUCACGUCCUGCACAGACGCUUGCUGCAACUUGUAUGAAUGAUCAGGAGCUUACAGAAAGUAUGCAAAAGUUGCUCAUUGUUAUGCAGAGAUUAGAUGAAAAGAUCGUGCCAUUGCUGGAAUCAGAUGGAGAACUUUUCAAUAAAAGAUGGGGUUGGCUGUCACGCGCUGGACUAUGGGACAAGAGUCAUCUAACCAGGCAAAUUGAGAAAUAUGCUGAUAUAUACACUUCAAGGGUUUCAAACUUUCUACACUACACUCCAUUCAUGUAUUUUCGAUCACAAGAACAGGCCUAGGGUACGUUCUACAUUGACAUUGGUUGCAUCGACGAAUUACUCUGUCGUAUCCACAGUUGUUCGUUGUUUCACUUUGAAUUGUUGCUAAUCCUUUACGCACCUCUUAGACGCUUGCACACGACGUCCAUUCUUAUUCCCGCGAUCAAUAACAUUGGUGUCAACGAGUUCCCUCUAUAUCUAAUCACGCGCGGAGACUAGGCGAUGGAAAUAAGAAGAAUUGCAACUUGGUAAGGACUGUGUGGCCGUAGUUGCUGGGCUGCACCAAGCUCCUGGAUACUGGGCAAAGACUGCUGAUUCGCGAGAUGUUGCGAUGUGUAAGUACUAUUUUUUCCGGGAGUGUAAGUAAUUUAUAUGGCCGUGUGCCAGUACAGCUAAAGUCAUUAGCUAGUUUUAAGUUUUCA
Triticum aestivum (bread wheat) is the source of this 2343-nucleotide messenger RNA. RefSeq names its product 5'-nucleotidase domain-containing protein 4. The transcript is spliced from 17 exons. Bases 86 to 1942 code for a protein of 618 amino acids. The record is from RefSeq and is a predicted model, not a curated record. Gene Ontology annotation, molecular function: 5'-nucleotidase activity. NCBI's taxonomy places the organism in Eukaryota, Viridiplantae, Streptophyta, Magnoliopsida, Poales, Poaceae.